Salvia hispanica is the source of this 620-nucleotide messenger RNA. Its product is annotated as MLP-like protein 423. The record is from RefSeq and is a predicted model, not a curated record. Gene Ontology annotation, biological process: defense response. Lineage: Eukaryota; Viridiplantae; Streptophyta; Magnoliopsida; Lamiales; Lamiaceae.
UCUACUUGAUUUUUACUAACCAAAACCAAGCAAUGGCUCAACUUCAUAAACUCGAGCUCCAAACCCCAAUAGCAUCAUCACCCCAUAAAUUCUUCGAUAUUUACCACAGCAAAGCCUACCUCAUGCCCUCAAUUUGCCCCGACAAGCUGCAAAGCGUUCAAGUGCUCGAAGGAGACGGAAAGAGCAUCGGCUCCGUUAGGCUCUGGACUUAUGUCAUGGGUGUUCCUGUGAUUGCUACGGACAAGAUCGUGGCACUGGACGAAGUGAAUAAGUCAAUCACGUUCGAGCUCAUUGACGGAGAGGUUACCAAGUACUUCAAAAGCUUCAAAGCGACACUCGAAGCUGGAGGUGUGAAUACAGUGAAAUGGAGUGUGGAAUAUGACAAGGUUAAUGAAGAUGUGCCUCAUCCACACUCUCAUCUUCAAUUUCUUGGGACCAUGGCCAAAGACAUUGAUGCUUACCUUCUCAAACAAAAAUAAAUUAAUUAAAUCUAGAAGGUCUUAUAUAAUUAUUGCUAGGUGUGAAAUCUGGGUGCUGUCUGUGAUUUGCUUGUCCAAGUUCAACUUGUUACAUUGUGUGCUAAUGUGUUUUUAUAAUACUAUGUGGGUUUACCAAUGUCA